AUGACUAGUCUAUUACUAUCUUUAUCUAAUUUAUUACUUUUACAAAUCAUAACAUCAAUUGAAGAUAAUGUAGAUAUAAUAUGUUUAUUGUUAACUUGUAAAAAGUUGUAUCUUUUUAAUAAUAGUAGUAGUUUUAGAAGAUCGAUUCAGUUUAAAGGAAUAGGUGAACCAAUCAACAAUGGACAAAUAUCAAAAGAGUUUAUAGCAACAGUCACUCGAUUCAACCUCAAAUCAUUUAAAGAUAUAUUGGUGAAUAGUAUAUCGAAUCAAUUUGUUGUAUUGCCUGACGUUUAUAUAAUUCAAAAUCACUCUACAAAUGCGAUCAAAGUCCCCACCAAUACAACAACAACAACAACAAACAUAGAUGACACUUGCAACAUCAAAACUGCUUUGGUGACUAGUUUUAACAAUACAUUGAUAGAGUCUAUCUUCAAGAUACCAUCAAUAGAGACAUUAUUCAUUGACGACAUUCCGAAAGUGGUAGAUCUUACAUCUAUCUCACUCUUGCCAAAUCUCCAACGACUAUCAGUUUGUGCAAACAAGUUGAUUAUUGGUCCUCAUUCAUCACUCAAGUCUCUUCAACUAUAUAUGCAUACACACACUACAAGUGAAAUGGAUCUAUCUAAAUUUGUAUCACUGACCGAGCUGACCUGUCUCUAUGCACCAAAUUUCGGACCGGGUCUCCUGCCAAGUAGUCUAACAUCACUUACUAUUGGACCAAUAGAUAUACCUCCACGAAAUGCAUUCCUUUCAUUGACAUCACUAGUAUACCUCACGAUCAACAUUGACAACGAAAAAGAAUUGGAAGAUCAACCACCAAGCAUCGAUCUCGAGAGUUUGCACAAACUCAAGUCAUUCGAGUUGAAUGAUCCUGCAGAGACCUAUUGUAUCGAGAUUAGUAUACCUCCAUCACUCAAAAUUCUCAAACUCUGGUCUGAAAGUGUACUAAUCCCACCUCGAUAUACACUACCAUUGUUGGAGAAAUUGUACGUCAAACAACGGUUAUUGAUUGAUGGUAAAGUCACUCUUUUGUCAUGUCCAAUGAUAAAGAAACUAUACCUAGACAACUGCAUUGAAGAGAUUCCAGCCCAUAUCAUGAUCCCAUCAACUGUCAAAAAGCUUUCAAUCGAUAAAUUCAUCAAAGAAGAUAUUCUUGGACAAUUUUUAUUCCCACCAUCACUUACUCAUCUAUCUUUAUUAGGAAGAUAUGAGCCUAUCCAAUCACUACCUAAAUCACUCAUCAAACUCAAACAGAAAAUCAACGAAUCAGCACUUUCUCAGCAUUUGAAAAUACUUGAUUGGAAUCUUGUUAAUUUCACAUCCAACAAUGAUAACAACUAUCCACCACAUCUUACAACACUAAAUCUAUUUAAUAUUCAAGGUGACUUUACAAUCCAAAUACCACCCAUCACCAAAAACCUAUCAAUAUCAUUGGAUCCUAUCCAGUCUCCAAAUACUCAUCCAAUCUAUUCAAUCACCUCAAGGAUAAACAAACCCAGCGAUCAAUCACAACAACAAUGGUUUCCAACCAAUACCACUCAUCUAACUUGCGAUUUAAAGGGCCCUAGAAAAAACUCAAUUUUAUUUAGAUUGGAUGAAAUAAUCAAUCACACCAAUGUUAGAUAUUUAACUAUAGAUUAUUAUGCUACUUUAAAAUUUUCAAUUCAAAGAUUGGAUCCAGAAAAUAACAAUGUAAUGGUAUUGGAAAGACAGUCACUUACAGGUGGAAUAAUCAAGAAAAAUCAAUCAAAUCAUCCAGUAUAUUUAUAUUGUGAUAACAGCUCUUCCUCUCCCUUUGAAUUUAGUUGGAGACUAUUUGCUGAAACUAACACAAAAUAA
This is a messenger RNA of Cavenderia fasciculata, 1839 nucleotides long. RefSeq lists its product as uncharacterized. The record is from RefSeq and is a predicted model, not a curated record. The transcript has a single exon. NCBI's taxonomy places the organism in Eukaryota, Evosea, Eumycetozoa, Acytosteliales, Cavenderiaceae. Bases 1 to 1839 code for a protein of 612 amino acids.